Messenger RNA from Aspergillus heteromorphus CBS 117.55, 1449 nucleotides. RefSeq names its product KRR1 small subunit processome component. The transcript has 3 exons. NCBI's taxonomy places the organism in Eukaryota, Fungi, Ascomycota, Eurotiomycetes, Eurotiales, Aspergillaceae. Gene Ontology annotation, cellular component: nucleolus; small-subunit processome. Gene Ontology annotation, molecular function: RNA binding. The record is from RefSeq and is a predicted model, not a curated record. Bases 61 to 1155 code for a protein of 364 amino acids.
CUCUCCUCGAGCACAGUUGCAGAUCAAUCAUCACAACACCCCCCCUCCCCUGCACUCACCAUGCCUUCCACAUACAACAGGGAAAAGGCGUGGGAUACGGAAGACAUCGAUAAAUGGAAGAUCGAUGCCUUCAACGCCGAGGACAAUGUCGCCGGUAGUUUCGCAGAGGAGUCCUCCUUCGCGACACUCUUCCCCAAGUACCGAGAAGUCUACCUGAAAGAGGCAUGGCCCCUCGUCACCAGAUCGCUCGAGAAGUUCGGAAUCGCCUGCACCCUGGAUUUGGUCGAGGGUAGCAUGACGGUCAAGACGACCCGGAAGACGUUCGAUCCGGCUGCAAUUCUCAAGGCCCGUGAUCUGAUCAAGCUGCUGUCGAGAAGUGUGCCCGUGCAACAGGCCUUGAAAAUCCUCGAAGACGACGUUGCAUGCGACAUCAUCAAGAUCCGCAACCAAGUGCGCAACAAAGAGCGAUUCGUCAAGCGUCGCCAACGUAUUCUCGGUCCGAACGGUUCCACUCUCAAAGCGCUCGAGCUUCUCACCAGCACCUACAUCCUGGUCCAGGGUAACACGGUGGCGACCAUGGGACCCUUCAAGGGUUUGAAGGAGGUCCGCCGCAUCAUCGACGACUGCAUGGCCAACAUCCACCCAAUCUACCACAUCAAGGAGCUGAUGAUCAAGCGCGAGCUGGCUAAGGACCCGACUCUGGCCAACGAAUCCUGGGACCGGUUCCUGCCCAACUUUAAGAAGCGCACUCUGUCCAAGCGUCGCGUGCCGUUCAAGGUCACCGACAAGGCCAAGAAGGUGUACACACCUUUCCCGCCCGCGCCCGAGAAGAGCAAGGUCGAUCUGCAGAUCGAGUCCGGCGAAUACUUCCUGUCCAAGGAGGCCAAGGACCGCGCGCAGAAGGAGGAGGUCAUGGAGAAGCAGCGCGUCAAGCGCGAGGAGAAGAUGAAGGAGCGCGAGAAGGCCUUCGUCCCACCCGAGGAGGUCGACGCCGCGGAGAAGUCCAAGAAGGGGAAGAAGGAGAAGAAAGAGAAGAAGAAGCGGAAGCGCGACUCCGAGGCCGCCGAGAUCGAUGUCGAUGCCUCCGAGCGGAAAGAAAAGAAGAAGAAGAAGAAAUCCAAGUCGAAAGAGGACGCAUCGGACUCAGACGCCUGAUCCGUCGUCUUUCCCCCUUGUUUUCUUUUUCUUUUUUUUUUUUUCUCUCUUGUGUGCUCCUUCCGGAUUACCCUUCGUGUGUAGUACUUUCGAGAUAAGGCGCUUAGGCAUAGCAUGGGCUGGAGUUUCUUCUCUUCUUUUUAUUUUUCUCUUGUCGUCCAUCCCUUCUCUGUCUUUGUGGGGAAGGAGAAAAAAAGCCUAUAUAUCGUGGUCAUGUAUACUUAUUGCGGAAGAGCUGUGUUGCUGCUUUGCUACCAGACUCCUUUGAUCUGAAAUCCAAUAUGAAUGUCUUGC